Molecule: messenger RNA, 950 nt
Organism: Ceraceosorus bombacis
Lineage: Eukaryota; Fungi; Basidiomycota; Exobasidiomycetes; Ceraceosorales; Ceraceosoraceae
Source: the annotation of a GenBank genome assembly
AUGGCCACGGAUCCAUACCACAGCUUUGCCGCCGAGCUGCGUAACUCGUUGAGGUCAGCGCAAGAGCUAGCAGGUACAUAUUCCAAAGGCUCGGCCUCAAGCACGAACACGGACACGGACUCCCAAAGAGCGGCGCACGAUGCGCUCGUAGAUGCCCUCGAAGCUCUAGAAGCGGACAUUGCGGAUGUAAGGGAGAGCGUAAAUGUGGUAUCCCGGUCGCCCGAAAGGUUUGGCUUGGAUGAGCAGGAAUUGGGCAACAGGAGAAGAUUCGUCAAGGACUGCGAAGAGCAAUUCAAACGCUUGUCCAAAGUGCCGGGAGAAAGACCUACGACGACUCGAAAGUAUGCGCCUGAUGCGGGAGAUGCGGACGCUGAUCUGGAAAGAGGUGCUUCUAGAGGAGAUGAUGAUGUCGAGGCGUUUGAGCGCGAACAGCAACAAGUGAGUGUCGAGGGCUGAGAAGCAAGCGCAUGGUCGACGUGCGCUAGUAGUCGCACGGCCAUGCGCGUGACGAUCUCGAGUCUGACUCCUUCACGUCUCAUCCUUUUAUUCGGACAGUCAUUAUUGGCCCAGCAGGACAACACCCUGUCGCUUAUCGGUCGCUCCCUCACCUCCCUGCGUACGCAAGCUUCCGCAUUCGGAACAGAGAUAGCCGAACAGGUGGAGCUCGUGGGAGCACUCGAUUCGGAAGUCGAUACGAGUCAGAGCAGGCUCAAAAGGGCAAUGGGCCGACUGGAUGAAAUUGCCAGACGGAGCGACGAUAGAUGUGGUGGAUGGUGUGUCUGGCUGCUUGUCGUUGUGAGUGCGUGGGGUCGCGUCAUCAGGUUUUCACGCUACUGCCCCGUAGCUUGAUGAGCAAGCAGGCACUGCUUUCUGCGGACGAUCUUGACCCGCCCACACCUUUUCUACGGCAGGCGUUGAUGUUUGUUCUCUUGCUCGUCAUUUUGAUAUGA